Molecule: messenger RNA, 2590 nt
Organism: Seriola aureovittata
Lineage: Eukaryota; Metazoa; Chordata; Actinopteri; Carangiformes; Carangidae
Product: leukocyte surface antigen CD53-like
Exons: 8
Coding region: 600-1298 (232 amino acids)
Cellular component (GO): membrane
Source: RefSeq, a predicted model, not a curated record
AACGUUUCCUCUAGACUGGUAUUAAACAACUGCUAAUGCUAAUGUUAGCUAUGUAGCAAUAGCAAAAAAUGACAAAUAGCUCCUUUAAAAGACAUUUUAGUAUAUACAGGACAUAGAUCUAUUCCUUAUCCCAAACAAAUAUUCCAUUAUUGACCCGCAGAAACAUCCUAACAUGAUUUCUAUUUGAAAUACUAUUUUGAACUGUUCUUUAUUCUUUUGAAAAAAAAUCUCAUCUCAGUAAGGUUUGUCAACCUCACAGCUUUUGACCACUGUUUGCCUGUUUUAGAGCAAGUUAUAUUUUUUAACAUACAUCUUGUCUAAACAUAGCAGUGUGUCACAGACAUGUGUUCCUCUGUCUCUGUUGCACUUAUUUUGGUUUUGUUACCCCGCUGCACUUUCUCAGUCAUACAUUUUCCGUGUUGCUCAUGCUGAGAAUGAGGAAGUGAGCAGGGCUGCUGAAAGCCCCACCAAGAGCUUCACAGUCCUGGGUACUAUGAGAAGGGGAAGUGUGAGCAGCAGCAAAGUUCACAAAACACACGUUUGGAACAAGAGACGAACAAAUUACUCUUCUUAACAGGUCUGAUCAGAGGUGUUACACAAUGGCUCAGGGCUGCCUCAAGUGUUUAAAGUACACCAUGUGUGUCGCCAACUUCCUUUGCUUUAUGUGUGGUGCGGCCGUACUGGGCUUCGGUGUGUACAUGACCGUGAAUUUCAAGAUGGCCGCACUCACCCCGACCUUGGUCAGCUUCAACUUGGCCAACAUGCUGCUGAUCAGCGGCAUUGUCAUCACCUGUGUGUCCUUCCUAGGAUUCCUGGGCGCUCUGAAGGAGAACCGCUGUCUUCUCCUGACGUUUUUCCUGCUGCUGUUCAUGCUGAUGUUGGUGGAGCUGACUGUAGCGUGCUUGCUACUCAUGUACGAGAGAGAGAUUGGUCAAAUGGUGAAAGAGGAUCUCAACAACGGUUUAGAGAAAGCUAAAGGAACGGCUGGAAAUUCAACGACGGAGGUAUUGAACGAGUGGGAUCUGCUUCAGAGCCAGCUUGAGUGCUGUGGAGUCAAUAAUAAGACAGACUGGGGAAACAACGUGCCUGGAUCUUGCCGGGUGAAGCCAUCCGACCCAUCUAAGCCUCAAUACUGGAAAAAGGGUUGUUUGUUAAAAUUACAGACCUUCUUUGAAGAAAAUUUCCUACACACUGGGAUUUCUGUCAUCGUCCUCUGCAUUAUCGAGGUUUUGGGAAUGUGUUUCGCCAUGACGCUGUUUUGCCACAUCAGUAGAUCCGGACUGGGCUACAAGUUGUAGACCAGUGGUGGGCAAAUAGUGUCCUGUGGGGCAAAAAAGGCCCGCCAACUAAAGUAUGUGAUCACCUGAUGAAAGUUUUUCCUUUUGCAUCAAAACCGUUUCCUUAUUUUUCGGAAUUAUGUAAAUAACAGUGUACUGAUUAAAAAGCAAACAACCCAUCAAUUGUAUUUUAAGUUUCAUAGUGCAACAAAUAAUACAUUUAUGUAAAUUAGUGUUUUUUUGCCACAUGUUUUACAAAAGAAUUGAAGUAAGAAUUGAAUAUAAGGCUCCACCUCCACUGUGCCUGUAAAACUACAGAUGGGGGACAAGUUAAAGAAGCUAUGUCUAAGUUUUGCUUUUGAUACGUAGCUAACAUUAGCAUUAGAAGCUGUUUACUUACCAGUCUCACCAACUGCUUCAGUCAUUGUUGUGUUGACAAUACAAGAGGAUGCUAACGUUACCUAUGUAGCAAUAACGAAACGUACAUAUAGCUUCUUUAAAGGAAAAAAACUUGAAUGAAUGAGUGAAGUACAGAGCAUGAAGCUCCAGAUCUCAAUCCAAUUCAUGUCCUGUGGGAGAUUUUGGACCAACAUGUCGACAGCACUCUCCAUCACCGCCAUCAAAACACCAAAUGAGGGAAUCUAUUUCAGAAGAAUGAUGCUCAUCGCUCCAUUCUCGUUCUGAUAAUCUACACCAAGGAGCAUUGAAGAUGUUGUGGCAGCACAUGGUGGCCCAACAGCCGACUGCAGUGUUGGGUUGUUCCUUCACUUUGUCACCCGUCUUUAUAUUGAAGAAUACUGAAAAAAAACUUGGCCUACAAUCAAACCUGAUUGAUGACCAGCUAUAAACAAUAUGUCUUUUGUCUUUGUAUUUUUUUUUCGAGUUAAUGGUUGUACAGUUCUGUCCUUUAAAAAUCCUGUGCCUGAGAAUAUACGAGACUUUUCUGAAAGCUCAGAAUAUGAUUUUAUAAACACAGCAUUGACGGCAUCAUUUUGUUAUAUCAAUAUAUUCCACUUUUCACUUGCACUGGAAAAUGAAACUGAAAUGAAAUAUAUUACAAUGUCUGUUUUAAGUGAGGUAAAGCUAUGUGUAAUGCUAUUUCAGUCUCAGCUGUGUGAAAUGAAAGCAGUUUUGUAUGACUGGCUUGUUGCAAAGUUUCUCUUAAUAUCGCUGCACUGUAUAUUUUAUAUAAGGGAUUAAAGUUUGAAAAGCAUGUUUCUGCAAAAUGUAGGUAAAAUUCCUUCACAAAGUUCUCACUGACGACUUUUAGAAAUCCUGCAAUGGACCAAUAAAGUAGUUUAGUUUUAAAAUGG